Apus apus (common swift) is the source of this 1527-nucleotide messenger RNA. RefSeq names its product DNA topoisomerase I mitochondrial (gene TOP1MT). Gene Ontology annotation, biological process: DNA topological change; DNA replication. The coding region runs from base 16 to 1527 and encodes 503 amino acids. NCBI's taxonomy places the organism in Eukaryota, Metazoa, Chordata, Aves, Apodiformes, Apodidae. Gene Ontology annotation, cellular component: mitochondrial nucleoid; chromosome. The transcript is spliced from 12 exons. The record is from RefSeq and is a predicted model, not a curated record. Gene Ontology annotation, molecular function: DNA binding; DNA topoisomerase type I (single strand cut, ATP-independent) activity.
ACCUUCUAUGCCAAAAUGCUUGAUCAUGAAUACACAACCAAGGAGAUCUUCCAGAACAACUUCUUCAAUGACUGGAGGAAGGAGAUGACCUCAGAGGAGCAGAAUAUAAUCAAGGAGCUGGAGAAGUGUGACUUUAGGGAGAUCCACAAGUACUUUGUGGACAAAAAUGAGGCACGGAAAGCACUCUCCAAAGAGGAGAAGCAGAAACUGAAAGAGGAGGCAGAUAAGAUCCAGGAGGAGUAUGGGUACUGCAUCCUUGAUGGGCACCGGGAGAAGAUAGGCAACUUCAAAACUGAGCCACCAGGGCUUUUCCGUGGCCGUGGUGACCACCCGAAAAUGGGCAUGCUGAAGAAGAGGAUUAUGCCAGAAGAUGUUGUCAUCAACUGCAGCAAGGACUCCAAGAUCCCUGAGCCACCAGAAGGACACAAGUGGAAGGAGGUGCGUUUUGACAACACGGUCACCUGGCUGGCCUCAUGGACAGAAAACAUCCAGAACUCCUUGAAGUACAUCAUGCUGAACCCCAGCUCCAAGUUGAAGGGGGAGAAGGACUGGCAGAAGUAUGAGGUAGCCCGGCGAUUAAAGGAUGUUGUCCAUAGAAUCCGUGCUCAGUACCAAGCCGACUGGAAGUCCAAGGAGAUGCAGAAGCGGCAAAGAGCAGUGGCCCUCUACUUCAUUGACAAGCUGGCCCUGCGAGCUGGCAACGAGAAGGAGGAAGGGGAGACUGCAGACACAGUUGGCUGCUGCUCCCUGCGUGUGGAGCACAUCAAACUGCACCCCAAUUUGGAUGGGCUGAAGCACGUGGUGGAGUUUGACUUCCUUGGGAAAGACUCCAUCCGUUACUACAACAAAGUGUCAGUGGAGAAGCCGGUGUUCAAGAACCUGCAGCUGUUCAUGAACAACAAGGACCCAGCAGAUGACCUCUUUGACAGGCUCAAUACAAGCAUCUUGAACAAACACCUCCAGAAGUUAAUGGAUGGUUUGACUGCCAAAGUGUUCAGGACCUAUAAUGCCUCCAUCACCUUGCAGGAGCAGCUCAAGGCACUCACUAACUCUGAAGGCAAUGUUGCAGAAAAGCUCCUCGCCUACAACAGAGCCAACCGAGCCGUGGCCAUCCUGUGCAACCAUCAGAGGUCUACACCAAAAACUUUUGAGAAAUCAAUGCAAAUCCUUCAAACUAAGAUUGAUGCCAAGAAGAAACAGGUGGAAGAAGCUCAGCAAGAGCUGAAAAAAGCUGAAGAUGAGUUUGAAGAGACAAAAGAUGCCAAAGCAGAAGUCAAUGUGGAGAAGAAAAAGAAGCUGUUGAUGAGGUUGGAAGAGCAGUUGGCCAAGUUGAAUGUCCAGGCCACAGAUAAGGAGGAGAACAAACAGAUUGCUCUGGGCACAUCCAAGCUGAAUUACCUGGACCCCAGGAUCAGCAUAGCUUGGUGCAAGAAGUUCGGUGUGCCCAUCGAGAAGAUCUACAACAAGACCCAGAGGGAGAAGUUUGCCUGGGCCAUCGACAUGGCUGAUGAGGACUUUGAAUUCUGA